Sceloporus undulatus (fence lizard) is the source of this 1323-nucleotide messenger RNA. Its product is annotated as vomeronasal type-2 receptor 26-like. Gene Ontology annotation, molecular function: G protein-coupled receptor activity. Gene Ontology annotation, biological process: G protein-coupled receptor signaling pathway. Lineage: Eukaryota; Metazoa; Chordata; Lepidosauria; Squamata; Phrynosomatidae. The record is from RefSeq and is a predicted model, not a curated record. Gene Ontology annotation, cellular component: membrane. The coding region runs from base 1 to 1323 and encodes 440 amino acids. The transcript is spliced from 5 exons.
AUGGCCCAGGAGGUUGAUGGCAAUUGCUGGUUUACGCACUUAAGGCCAAAAGAAGACAAUCUUCAUUCCUUCUUGAAACACAUUCAUUUCAACAAUAGUGCUGGAGAGGAAAUAUUUUUUGAUGAGAAUGGGGAGUUGGGAACUGGAUAUGAUAUCUUCAACACAGUCACCUUCCCCAAUCGGUCCAUGAAUAGAGUCCGCAUUGGAUGGACUGACCUUCGGGCUCCUGAAGGGAAAGACUUCCUUAUCCAUCAAAAUUUCAUUAUGUGGAAUCACAGGUUUGUUCAGAAGCCUCCAAAAUCCAGAUGUGUUGAGGUUUGCCAUCCUGGACAGAGCAAGACCAUGCGCGAGGGCAAAGAGAUUUGCUGUUAUGACUGUCCACAGUGUCCUGAAGGAAUGAUUUCAAAUCAGACAGAUGCAGAAACGUGCAGCAAGUGCCCAGAUGAUCAGCAUCCAAACAAGAAUCGAGAUCAGUGCAUCCCCAAAUAUGUAAUCUACAUGUCUUUUGAGGAGCCCUUAGGAAUUGUUUUGGUUUCUUUGGUUCUUUUCUUUUCCCUGAUGGCCCUUGGGAUAAUAUGGAGCUUCUUUCAGUACAAGAAUACUCCCAUCAUUAAAGCCAAUAACUGGGCCAUUACUUGUAUUCUCCUCUUCUCUUUGCUCCUUUGCUUUCUCUGCUCUUUCCUCUUCAUUGGCAAGCCUGGGGUUAUGUCUUGUAUUCUACGACAAACAUUAUUUGCCAUCGUUUUCUCUAUCGCUGUUUCUUCAGUUUUGGCCAAAACUCUGACAGUAGUUCUAGCCUUUAUGGCCACCAAACCAGGAAACAGGAUGAGAAAAUGGGUAGGAAAGCAUUUGGCAGUCUCAGUCAUUAUUUUUGCAUCUCUCAUUCAAACUGUCACUUGUAUCAUAUGGCUGGCCAUCUCGCCCCCUUUCCCAGAAUGGGACAAUCAGACGGGAGAGAUCCUAGUGCAAUGCAACGAAGGCUCAGAUGUGAUGUUCUACAUUGUUCUUGGCUACAUGGGACUUCUGGCCUUCAUCAGCUUCACUGUUGCUUUCUUUGCCAGGAAGUUGCCUGAUACUUUUAAUGAAGCCAAGCUGAUCACCUUCAGCAUGCUGGUCUUUUGCAGUGUUUGGGUGUCUUUUGUCCCCACUUACCUGAGCACCAAAGGGAAAUAUAUGGUGGCUGUGGAGAUCUUCUCCAUCUUGGCCUCUAGUUCUGGAUUGCUGGGUUUUAUUUUUAUCCCUAAGGUCUACAUUAUUUUAAUAAGGCCUGAACUGAAUACCAGGGACCAGCUGGUGAGGAAAAAGAAUCCUAUUACUUCUUGA